GAUACUGGGCGGUUCUGUGAAGUCAAAAAGAGGUAACACAGGGAAGAUCAGCACUGCAGCACCAGAGCAACUAACAGCGUGAGUCCGGGUCCUGCCACAACACAGGUGAAUAACGGAAAAUACAGAAAGGAGAUCACCUCAGCUGGAAGAAAUAACAAAGAACUUCAUUAGAAUUAGCACGUCUGGACACAAAGCUUCAUACAAAAAUAUCCUCAAUAAGGAGAACUGAAGCCAGAACUGGAGAUGAACCUGUUAGUCAUUAUUGCUGUCUUUGCAGCAUUCAGCGUUGAUGUGACUUUUUCACAAAGAUGGUCUAAAAAGACUAACAGCGAGAGGUGCCUGUCUGAGGAUGGGAGCAGUUACAGGGGAUCUGUUUCUGAGUCGGCGUCCGGAGCCAUUUGUCUCAAGUGGAACAGGUUCCCCACCCCAUCAGGAGGUUCAAGGGGACUUGGCAACCACAAUUACUGCAGGAAUCCUAACCAAAGCUUGAUGCCGUGGUGUCGUGUCCGAAGAGGACCUAGGACUGUGAGAGAAUUCUGCAACAUUCCCACAUGCUCUAAACCGACAACAAAACCUCCACCAGCUGUGGAUACAGAGCUGACAUGUGGUGAGAGGUCUGAGCAGAGGAUGCAUAAAAUUGUGGGUGGUUCUUUCACACCUAUAGAGUCGCACCCAUGGGUCGCCGCUCUCUUUCAUCAGCGCAGCGGUUUCUUAUGUGGUGGCUCUCUCAUCGCACCAUGCUGGGUUCUCACAGCUGCACACUGCUUCUCUGAUGGUGAGCAGACUAAAAUCAAGCAUCUCUCUGUGCACCUGGGGAAGACUGCCAUCAAUGUGACUGAUGCUGACAAGGAGCAGCACUUCACUGUGGAAAAACUGAUCAUCCACCAACAAUACAAUGACGUCAACUAUGACAAUGACAUAGCACUGUUGAAGAUCAAAAGUAUAAAUGGCAGAUGUGCGGUGAGGUCAGCGUCUGUACGGACAGUGUGUCUUCCUCCAGCUCACACUCGGCUUCCUGCAGGAUUUCAGUGCAGCAUCGCAGGAUUCGGGAUGGAAAGAUCCAAGAUGGGGCAUUACUCACAGUUACUGAAGCAGGCCGAGGUGAAACUGAUCCCCCAGACUGACUGUAAACGUAAAUCGUACUAUGGAGAUCUCAUCACUGAGAACAUGUUCUGUGCUGGGAGCCCUGACUGGAGCACUGAUGCCUGCAAGGGUGACUCUGGUGGUCCGCUGGUGUGUGAAGCAUCAGGUCGGACGUUCCUGUUUGGGGUGGUGAGCUGGGGUGAGGGUUGUGCCCUUAAGAACAAACCAGGGGUUUACACACAAGUCACCAACUACAACAGGUGGAUCGCAAUCAAAACAAGGCUCCCUGAAUACACCAAAGGACUCAUUUAUCCCACAAAAUGAUGCCACGGCAGGAAGUUUAUCUCUUAAAGGAAAAUUUAGCAGCAGUUUUGUAGCUUUGCUGUAGCAUUGUAGCAUUGCUGUUUUGCACAGUGACGAUUUAAUGUAACAUUUCUAACCAAAAGUUUUUUGUAUUUUGUACAUAUUUAACUGUAUAUGGUGUUUAAUACUUUUGUAUAUGGACUUUUAAAAUUAAGAGAAGGAAUUUUUUUAAGCUAUUUAAAAUAAGUAUUUUUAUCUAAUUUAAUGUAAUAACCAUUUCAUUUUGUAAAAGGCUGGCCCUGCUGUUGUGCAUUUGUUUUAUAAUAAAUAAAAU
Molecule: messenger RNA, 1720 nt
Organism: Anoplopoma fimbria (sablefish)
Lineage: Eukaryota; Metazoa; Chordata; Actinopteri; Perciformes; Anoplopomatidae
Gene: plaua
Product: plasminogen activator, urokinase a
Exons: 12
Coding region: 244-1407 (387 amino acids)
Biological process (GO): plasminogen activation; regulation of cell adhesion mediated by integrin
Molecular function (GO): serine-type endopeptidase activity
Source: RefSeq, a predicted model, not a curated record